Messenger RNA from Ceraceosorus bombacis, 2988 nucleotides. Lineage: Eukaryota; Fungi; Basidiomycota; Exobasidiomycetes; Ceraceosorales; Ceraceosoraceae. The record is from the annotation of a GenBank genome assembly.
AUGCCUGCCUCAUCACGCAAGUCGAAGGGGCGUCGCCCAGGAUCCAGCACGGAUGAACUGCAAAGUCAAGCAGGCACCGCCGGCGGUCGAUCGGCAUCCAGUAGCCCGAAGAGUCUUCGGGCACUGAUGAGCAGCAAUCAGCCCCCGCCCGAGAUACAGGCGAGCAUCGCUUUGGCCAUGCGCCAAAAGCAGCAACGCCAGCACAACAACAAGCCCCCGCUCAGUGGCAGCAUAUGGUCCUUCGCAUCGGGAAUGCACCUCUGUGCUGCCGCUUACCUCGACGAAGCUCCAGCACCAUCCUCUGCAGCGUCCACAAUGUCGUCGACUUCGGACAAGGACGCAAACUCGCUGAGUUUGAGCGCGAGUUUGUCAUCUCCACGAUCGCGUCAGAGUUUAAAAGGCAACUCGGUCCUUGGAAAGACCAAGUCCUUGAUGUUGUCCACUGCAAAGCGUGGAAGCUUCAGUCAGCUCUCUAGGCCAUCCACCUCAUCUGGUCGUGUGGCGGGAGACAAUCAUGCUACCACCACCACCACUUCGAAGCUGCCUGCGGUGGACAAAGAGCGUGCCACCCCCGACAUAACCAGGCGCAAGUCCACCACAUCUGAAAAGCAUUUGGGCAGCAUCUCAAAGACUCCACCCCCUGCGCUCAGGCAUCAACGAUCGUGCGGCUUCGAGUCGUUGAAAAGCAGUCAAGCGCUUAGCAUUCAACCUCGAUCUGUGGGCUCGAUGAGCGCUCUCGCAGUACCUGGCGAGCCGCUGAUCACGGCAAUCAAGACUAUAUGCAUCGCUUCGGACUGGGACGACAAGGUCCUUGCACUGAAUGCCGAGCUCGCUUUCAUGCAUUCUCAGGCGACGCAGACGCAUGCUCUGAGCAAAUCCUCAGCAUUCUAUCUCCUCGUCCUGACUUCAGGCUCGGAUGCAUCUAGGCAGUCUUUGCCAGCAGAUCCGUCGGAAAAGCGCAUCUCGACGCUCUCGUUCCUCGGUAUGCACAGAGACCAGAUCGAAGCCAAUGCUCCAGUCGUGGUGCGGAGGACGUGGAAAGAGCUGGAGCUACUCGACGCCCAUCUGCAUGCCUCUCUAGAGGUGCUGUUGACAAGACCAGAGCACACCAGCGUCACUCGACUAGCGACGUUUCUUGAGAGCAAAGCGAAGGAUGGCUUGGUAAAGCCUAGCAAUGUUGAGUCCACUCGAAGCCUGCGCAAACGACUCUUCUCGCCUACGAAGAGGAAGGAGGAUCAUGUUGAGCCUUUUGCGUUGAUGAAUACUGCAGCGACCACUUUGGAUUCUGCCGACUCGGGCCACUCGUCGAUGCAGCGGGUGAUGGCAUUCAAACGAGCGCUAGAUGAUUACUGGCAACGACUGUUCGAAACUUGCGGUGACGCUCUGGCGACGUCAAGAGCAGUAUCGGAUUUCUUGUGAGUUCAAAAGCCAUCUUUGCGCUACGCGUGUGCUUUACCACUCACAUUCACUUCUUCGUAUCGCAUUCGAUCAGUGCCCUUCGUUUAGGCGAUCCAGUCAAGCUGAGCACGCCCCCCAAAGAGAUGUCAGACCAUCACCGCAUCUCCGUCUUCGAUCUCAACGCUCCGAUCACUUCGGAGCAAAAAGACUCAAAUGCAAAUCCGGAGAACAGCGCACAUUCGGACAUCGAAAGCGCGAAGAGCCUUCGCUCAAAGCUUAGCUCGAGCAGUAGUUCAAAGAGCUUGCGCGUUAUGUUGAAGCCCCCAGCAUCGCCAACCUCGUUGCGUAGCAUAGCAACGUUUGGCAAGCCAUCACACUUCGAUGACUGGCGCACGCCAAGAGGGUCUUGGGGCGAUGGAGGCUACUACAAACGGGUAGAAGGCAAAAGUAGCAGUCCACCCCAAGACACGACCUUCAGGCCGCACGUGAGCCAGCGUCGACCUGGUACUGCUCUACCUCACGGUGCGCAAGCGCUGCGCAAUGUCUUGGAGGAAGACAACAAAGGGGUGGCCCAAAAGCCUCGACUUGGCGUGCCGAAUCAACUUAAUCUGGCGCGUCAAACCGAACGCCGUGCUACAGAGGGAACGUUGACGCACGUGCCUCGCUCUCGAGUUUUGAGUCCCUCAGCCGGCCGGCUCGUCCGACCCAGGACGGCAUCCGAAGCCGAGACAAGCAGUCGGUUACAUCGCAAGGACAAGAAGGGGGGGCGCACAUCGCUUACAUCGACCACCGACCUGGCAGAUGCGGAGAUACGCUUUAUUGGCGUGACAAAUCCCUAUGCACGAGAACGCUUCGGGACCUCCUUCCACGUCAUUGGUCGUGAGCCUGCUCGUCAUGUGAAUAUAGACGGAAGGCCUCACACAGCAAAAGGACUCGACCCAGCUGCCAGCGGCUGGGCGACAUUUGAACAGGCGGAUAGUCGGCCACGCGCUUCCGCAGUCGAGCAACGAUCAGUCUCGGGUCCAGCAUCGGCGCCUUCCUUGAAAACUCAAUCGGACAUUGUGGAACUCUUGAGAACCGAAACUCGCAGUUCGACAUCCGACAACAAGUCCAAAGAACCGAGCGCGCAUAAUACUACGGCAGGUCUGCAGUUGAUGUCAGCGACUGAUCGAAUACCUUCAGUGGAACAUUCAGCCCACGUCAGGACUCAUUCUAGUAUGUCUUCCACCCCGUCAGUCAUAGAUGCGCUUUUCAGCGCAGCUGUCCAGACCUUGAGCCCUACCGUAGAGCUGGACGCAGAAUAUCGCGAGCCCGUCAGCGAGCUAGAGGCUGAGCAUGCUUCGCGACACAGUCCGAACCCCUUGACCCUCACGACGAGCUGCCAAGAUGCUGGGCCGAGAUCAAGCGCGGAUUCAAUUCACAGCUGCGAAUGCUCCGCGCGACGCUCACACGAGGAUGAAGCAGUAUCCUCGUCACUCGCUGUGCCGGAUCAUUUUCUGCUCACAGAUCCCUGCUCGUAUGCGCAACGAAUGCUACGACAAACAAGGCUCUGCAAUGGUGAUCUUUUCGAUGAGAAUAGGAGCUCUGUGA